UAAUAUUCAAAAAGAUAAUUACAUGAACAAAUAAGAUCAAAACUGAUAGUUUAUGGUUACGGUGUGGCGAACAGGGUUUAUAUACGGUCGGAUCAGCAGAUGCAUGGUAAGCAAUGAGGGCACAAGCGUUGAGAAUUGAGAUGCUGGUGUUGUGGCUGACGAUCAUGGUGCGGCGUCUUACGAAGAGGAAAUCGACUUAUUUCCUGGAAUUGCGUCGGCGAGAGUUACUCCCUUUUAAAAGGUUAAGAUCCUGAUUCUUAAGGCACAAAACCAGUGCUAGUAGAAAUGAAAGCGCUUGAACUGUUUCCGGACUGUGUAAACCCCUCUGGAUUCAAAUCCUGGAAUUUCAAGUUCUAGAAAACCUUCCAUAGAUGUAGUUAUAUACGAUGAAUUCGACAGCUCUUUUAGAAUUGGUAGGUUUGAAUUCUGUAUUUUGCCACUUACCGCAUUCUGGGUGCGGAUCUGAUUGCAUUUUCAUACUAAAAGUAAGAAACAUAUGAAGAAGAAGGAUUAGGAGAAGCCGUUGAUGGUUUCAUUGUGAUUUCGAAUUCGGUGACUUUUGUCAUCAACAAUUGAUGUUUUCAUGGGGUAGCUCAUAAUGAAUGUAACAUAUACAUAGGGUUUUCAGGGUUUGCAGAUUUCCAAAUCUUAUUGCUUUCACUUGUAAUUAUCCUCUUAAGAGGUGAGAAGUUUCUAUUUAGAAAACAGUGCUUUUGCUUGUUUCUCUCUCUUCAUUUUUAGUCCUAAUUUAAGAUAAGAUGUUAUCUGACUUAAAUGCAUGUUAUGAAGAAGAGUUCCAUUUGCUUUGUAUAUAGGAUAUCAUCAUCAUUUUGUGUUUUUAACAUCAAAGAGGUGGUUUUGCUUUCAAGUAAGUUUCUAUUUAGGUAUUUGUAUUAUUAGUUGAUAACAAUAAUUAUAUUAUCUAGUAUAAGGACUUGAUAGAAAGUGUUAAAUGUGCUCAUUCCGUCAAUUGUUUCCUAUUCAACUUGGGUUAAGUAGGUAUGCUAUCCAGGUGGUUUGAUAUGAGAUGGAGGUUUAGUUCUUUAUGGUGAUUAUUAUGAGAUGUCAUGUGAUAAUUCAAUGAAAUUAGAUAGGAAACUUAAGUGUGGAGUCUUGAAUUGUAAAAUUGAUUAUGGUGGUAGUAAUUUGGGGCGUGUAGUAAAAUCAUUAAAUGUUAAGUUCAAGAAAUCGAGGGUUUGUUUUGGAAUUAGAACGGACAUUGUGGCCAUAGGUGAGUGGUUCGAAUCACGGGAAGAACCUCUUCAUGUUUCACACAAAGAUUUCUUGAAAAGUGAAGGACCCUUGGUGCAACGUGUCACUCUGUGAUUGGUUGUGAUGACAAGGCCUUGAAAGGAGUUGUUUGGUAUCGGUAUACAACAUGAAAUGUGAGGGCUUUAAACUACUUAGCAAUUUGAGAAACAGAGAAAGAUUCAUGGAGAAGGAGAAGGAGAAGCAAUUCAAUGUGGGAGAUUUGGUUUGGGUGAAAGUUAAUUGUUACCCUUGGUGGCCUAGCAUCAUUUACGAUGAAGCCCUAACAAGUAGUCACGUUCAACAAGCAAAGAAAGAAGGUUUGAUGCUUGUUUCAUUUUUUGGCGAUAAUUCCUAUAACUGGUUAGAUCCAAAGAAACUCCUUCAUUUUGAAUCGAAUUUUAGCCUGUAUUCAAAUCGAUCUAGUUCUCGUUUAUUCUUGAAAGCCCUGAAUGAAGCAGUUUACGAGAUCAAUCACAGAGCUGCUCUAGGAUUGACUUGUCCUUGCCAAUUUUUUUCAUCCUAUAGACCUGCAUUUGUAAAAGGUUUUCUAGAAGUUGAUAUUGAUGGAUAUAGCACCGGAGGGGUUUAUUCAGUUCAACAGAUUAAAGGGUUCAGACAAGAAUUCAAAUCACUUCAAACGCUUUCAUUUAUCCAGCAAUUGGCUUUGGAUCCCACAAAUGUGCAUCAGGAUCCUAGCAUUUCAAAGGAGGUAGCUAGAGUUCUUGCUUUUCGUAAAGCAAAAUAUGCAGAGGUUGAUGAACCUUAUUUUCUUGCAUUUGGGGUGCAUCCUCAACGACUGGUGGAUCCUAGCAUCACCUCAAAUCAACAGGAGACAGCUUUACUUCAAGCUCCAGCUGAUGAUGAGAAAAAGCCUACAGUCAAACUCCAAAAGAAAAAGAAAAGACGCCUUGCAACCCCAAAACCAAAUGCUACUAAAACAAGUCACAAGGUGAAAAGGAAUCUGCAUCAUGAUUCUCAAGAUGAUGUUUCCGAGAAGAAGAGACAGGUGAAGGUUGAGAUUAUUAAUAAAAAUCUGGAUAUCAUUUCCACCACCACCAGUGAUGAUAAGCAGCAAGAUGAACCUCAACCUCAACCUCAACCUGAGGCCACAACCACAACCACAACCACAAUCACAACCACAACCACAACCACAACCACAAAAUGUGUGCCAUUGAAGAAGAGGCAGAGAAGGAGAUCAGUCAGCAGUAUAGGGGGUCCGAAAUUGGCUUUGGUGUUAUCUUCUGAAAGAGAAAGAAAGAAGGAAGAGAAGAGUGGCAUUAGCAUAGUAGAAAAGGGGCCGAAAAUGGUCCUAUCAAUGAAGUUCCCUCCGGAUUCUGCCCUACCAUCAGUUUCAGAACUGAAAGCCAAGUUUGCUAAAUUUGGGCCAAUGGACUUAUCAGGUGUUCGUGUCAGUUAUCUCAAAGCAAGAUGCCAGGUGGUCUUUAUGAACAAGUCUGAUGCUCAGAAAGCCUACGAGCAUGUGGUCAAGUUCAAGAAUAUGUUUGGUCAAACUCAUGUCUCCUACAGAUUACAUCCUUUUGCCAACAGCAUAAAAGAAGGCAGCAAGGAAACUGCUCCUGUCAUCUCUUCACAUAUGCAGCAGCAGGUGAAUCAAGAAACAACGUAUGCAAACAAGUAUCAGAAAGCAGCAGCAGGAGCAGAGGUGAGCCAAGGAAGUGUUGACAUUUCUGAGAAGAUGAUAUAUCUGCUUAAUGAAUGCAGCCGUAUUGUGUUUGAACAUGAAGCAAUUUUAGCUACUCAAAAACUUUUGGAUCUAAAUUAACAAAGGUUUAUGUGGUUUAUUUAGUCUUCAAGAUAUGACGUUAGUAAUAGUAAAUAACUAAAUACUCAUCUUUUAAUAUGUAUGGGAAUCCGUGAUUGAUGAUUAUAGCUAGCUUGGCUGUUUAAUGAAACAAAUGUUAAUUCACCAAAUUACUUCUCUAUAGAAGAAGCUGGUUUUAAGUUAUCACUUUAAAUUACAUUUGUAUAUUUAAGACUACCAAGCAUCUUUCAUGUUUUGAUGCUUCGUUUCAAUUAUUCGAAAC
Molecule: messenger RNA, 3296 nt
Organism: Lactuca saligna
Lineage: Eukaryota; Viridiplantae; Streptophyta; Magnoliopsida; Asterales; Asteraceae
Source: the annotation of a GenBank genome assembly